GGUUCAAUAAUGCGAUUGCGGUCUUGCACUCUCGUUGGUCAUGUGGUGACGUACACGAGACAUUAAUUUCGUGAUGAAGGCAGGAUAGUGUAUAGGUUCCCGGUUGGUGCCGGUUAGUCUGGUCAACCAGCAAGCACUACAAACCGCCUUUACAUUUUGGCCUUCGUUCCAACAGCAGCUAAUCCGCGCCUAGUUUCAACGAUCGGCUUGUCCUCUCAAGGUCUUGGAGCGAAUCAUGUCUGAAUGCACCUCCAAGCAGAAGAUUAAUACAGACUUACAUGGCUUUCUUUUCUGUGUCAAAGGCUUGAUUGAUGCUCUAUAUCAUUUAAUUCUCAAUGCAUCUCAGGAGGAGCCCCAAGUUGUUAAUUAUAAGAAGCGCGUAUCUGGAGCAGAGACAUUCAUACCGCUCGUCCAAUACGUCAGUAGACUGAAACCAGUUAUGCACAUCGUAAAUCCUGUUGGCGAGAUGAGGGGAAGGACAUACCAGGUGGUGACAGAAGAAGGCAAGCGCCUCAUGGCUUCACUCAUCAGAACUCUGCAUGAUUUCCACAGAGCUGGGAAGUGCCCCGAGCAAUUUUGCGCAUCAGACAUUGCCGUGACAUCUACUGGCAGAGUGAAACACACAAAUACAAGCUUGCUACGAGGGAAGACCGAUGAACUGGUACUGAGAAACUACGAGGAUGCCCGCGACAUUUUUGAGAAGACGGUAUUCGAUGGGUACGAUCCAACUCUUAUCCCUGAAGACAUUAAGCAUCUGUUGCAGCUGAUGACAUCUCCCGGGGCAAUUUCUGCGGAGUAUGUCAUAAGCACGCAUGCUUCUCUUGUCCCUCUUAGUAACAGGUACCAGUUCUAUCUUGAUAUGUGCGACCAUAUCACAUCUGUGCUGGACGGCAAUCCUGAACAAAAUGACAUCCUUAGUUCUCUGCCCUAUGGUGACAAGUGGGUAGAAAAAUUGGAAGGCAAUCUUCUGCUGGAGGAGUCGUUCCACCGCAGCGGACCAUACGACACCGAAGGAUCAGCCAUGGCCUUUCUGAAGUUCUAUAGGGACACACUCAUGUGUCGAAUGGAAAAUUUUAUGAAGCCUUUCAAGAGCUUUCCAGGGAUGAAACCGUUGGAGUACACAAAAGGCGAUUUUGAAAGUGUCUUGUUGGUCACCUAUCCCAUGUGCCUGCCAAGAAUGCAAGAAGAGCUUGAAAAGCAUAAGCAGCUGAGGGAUUUGAAUCUUCAGAACCUGACCUUCAUUUGAUGCCUCUUCACUACAGGAGACUCAGUUUGUUACUACUAUUGUACUGUGGCUUGUGAUGUUGUACUGUGGUCAUCCUUGAAGGAACUUGGAUAGUUCUUAUUUCCCCCCCCUUCUUUUUUGACCUAGCUAACACAAGGAGCCAUGUGGUUCUGUUUAAGAAUCGGUAAUCUAGGUUUUCGAUCCGGUUUCCCUUAUAAACUGGAUCAACCAAAGUUAAGGGGUGACUCUUGGCUUUGGCAGCUUUUUCAGCAAUA
Molecule: messenger RNA, 1500 nt
Organism: Triticum aestivum (bread wheat)
Lineage: Eukaryota; Viridiplantae; Streptophyta; Magnoliopsida; Poales; Poaceae
Exons: 3
Coding region: 236-1246 (336 amino acids)
Source: RefSeq, a predicted model, not a curated record